This is a messenger RNA of Nycticebus coucang (slow loris), 4188 nucleotides long. RefSeq names its product NECAP endocytosis associated 1 (gene NECAP1). Gene Ontology annotation, biological process: endocytosis. The record is from RefSeq and is a predicted model, not a curated record. Bases 1688 to 2497 code for a protein of 269 amino acids. NCBI's taxonomy places the organism in Eukaryota, Metazoa, Chordata, Mammalia, Primates, Lorisidae. The transcript has 8 exons. Gene Ontology annotation, cellular component: membrane; clathrin vesicle coat.
UGUCACCCUGGGUAGAGUGCCGUAGCAUCACAGCUCACAGCAACCUCGCUCUUGGGCUUAAGUGAUUCCCUUGCCUGAGCUUCCCCAGUAGCUGGGAAUACAAGUGCUCGCCACACACCAGGUGGAACCCACACCCUCAGCGUAUGUGGCUGCUGCCAUAACUAGUGUGCUUCAGGCACUGAGCCAGCAGUGCCCUAUAUUUAGUGAUCAUUUAGGAGAACAGAGGCCACUGUCAGUACAAAGCAUCUCAUAGUAAUAGAUACGCCAUUAAGAAUUUCCUAUUGACAUUCAUGUUUCUAUUUUUUCACUAUUACAAACAAGACUGUAAUUAACACUGUACAUACUUUUUUGUGCAUAUAAGGACUUCUCUAAAAAUACUUAUUAGAAUUGCUAAAUUAAAGGUUACAUACAGUUAAUAUUUUGAUCAAUUCUGCUAAAUCUUUUCAAAAAUAUUGUACCAAUUUAUUUCCUGCCAACAGUGUAUGAAAACAGUCUAUUCCCCCACAUCCUUGAUAAAGAUAGAGUAACUUUUUUUUUUAAAGACCGAAGUCUCAUUUUGUCACUCUUGGUAGAAUGCCAUGGUGUCACAGCUCACAGCAAUCUUAAACCCUUGGGCUCAAGGGAUCUUCUUGCUUGAGUUUUUAAUUUUCAGUUGAGAAGGGGUCUCUUGCUCAGGCUGAUUUCCAACUCCUGAGCUGAAGCAAUCUACCCACCUCGGCCUCCCAGAGUGCUAGGAUUACAGGCGUGAGCCACUGAGCCCAGCCAGAAUAAUAAUUCUUGAACUUUAAAACAUCACUUUCUUAGGUACAGUAGAUAAAUUAGAGGCAGAUUUUCAAGUAGUUAAUAUAAAGAAGAGAUGAAGAUAGUUGCUGUUGUAAUCAGACGCGAGUUCACAUCUUGGUUUUGCUAUUUGCCAAUGUUCUGAGUAGUGUUAAAGUUAUAGUAUUGUGGCAAAUUUACCUUCAGAGUGCAGAAAGAACAUAUUCAUUGGAGAGCGUGCAGUAAAACUGUAUCAUUACAAUAGAAAUGGGAGCAAUUAGCGGUCAUUAGUUCACUAGACUUCCCAAAUUUGUCAGGAAUUGGGUUGAUCUAAUUUAGUUUCAAAUUAUCCCCAAAGAUAGUCGGAAUACAAACUAAAAGUGCCACAAAAUAUUUCAACAGGUGCCGUCCUGGAAAUAGAGUAUUAGGCAAUACAAUCAGACUGGGUAAUUUUAACGUUUAGAGUCUUUAGUGUUAAAUCCACUGAAUGUAUGACCAAGCUCAUACAUUUCGCGUAGGUACCCAGUCUGGGAUUACAGACAGGAGAUACUUCUCUUCUGCCAGGAAACUACGGGUAAGAAGUGACUAUUGGAAAACAACCCGCCAGAUUUCCUCCUACAGCACUGCAGGCACCGGCACAAAGUAAGAUGGCGCUUUCUCUGAGUCCCUCUCCAAGAGUAGAGAUUUCCAUGGGUGAGUCACGCGUUGGGCGGCAUCUUUCCCAUUACCCAAGAUGGUGAGCCGCACAGCCUCGUUUCCAGGUUUCAACAUGGACCCACUACUCUGCGCCACCAAACAGGUUAAUCUCGGGAACUAGACUGCACUCACGCGGAAGUGGCGCAAGCGGAAGUUUCGCUUCGCGAGCCCCGCCCCUAGGUCGCGACCCCGGUUACGCCCCGCCCCCGGCGGCGCGCAUAGCGCAGCCAAGAUGGCGACGGAGUCGGAGUACGAGUCGGUUCUGUGUGUAAAGCCGGACGUCAGCGUCUAUCGGAUUCCGCCCCGGGCCUCCAACCGCGGCUACAGGGCAUCUGACUGGAAAUUAGACCAGCCUGAUUGGACUGGUCGCCUCCGAAUCACUUCCAAAGGAAAGGUUGCCUAUAUCAAACUCGAGGAUAAAGUUUCAGGGGAGCUCUUUGCUCAGGCACCAGUAGAACAAUAUCCUGGUAUUGCUGUGGAGACAGUGACAGAUUCCAGCCGCUACUUUGUAAUCCGGAUCCAGGAUGGUACUGGGCGCAGUGCUUUCAUCGGCAUUGGCUUUGCAGAUCGGGGAGAUGCCUUCGACUUUAAUGUCUCUUUGCAAGAUCACUUCAAGUGGGUAAAGCAGGAAUCUGAGAUUUCUAAAGAAUCUCAAGAAAUGGAUACUCGUCCCAAGUUGGAUCUGGGGUUCAAGGAAGGACAGACCAUCAAGUUGAGUAUUGGGAACAUUACAACCAAGAAAGGAGGUGCUUCUAAGCCUAAGACUACAGUGGGUGGGGGCUUAAGCUUACUCCCACCCCCACCUGGAGGCAAAGUCACUAUUCCCCCACCGUCCUCCUCAGUUGCCAUCAGCAAUCAUGUCACCCCACCACCCAUUCCAAAAUCUAACCAUGGAGGUAGUGAUGCAGAUAUCCUUUUAGAUUUGGAUUCUCCAGCUCCUGUCACGACAUCAGCACCAGCUCCAGUUACUGCAAGCAAUGACUUGUGGGGAGACUUUAGCACUGCAUCCAGGUUUGUCCAGGUUACUGGCGUUGACCAAUAGAAGCAGAGAGAAUAUAAUACACACCUUAUCGAGAUGGAGGAUGGUUCAGCUUACAAGGAGCUGCUGUGGCUUCCAGAAUGGGAAAGCACUUGGAGAGGCUUCAAGAAGACUUACAGUUAACCCCAAGCAGACCUUAAGUUCACAUGUAAUGUGAGUGAGAAAUAAAUAUUUUGCUGUUGUAAGACACUAGGAUUUUAGGCUUGUUUGUGAUACAAUAUGCUCCAGUUACAAUGUGAUUUAUUACAAGGAGAAAGCGUGAGAAUUUUAGUAAUGUAUCUUACCUUGUCAUUAUGAGCUUAGAUUAUAAAGCCUCUGAGAUUCAAUGACCACUGUUGGGAGGAGUGAGUGUGCGUGCACAGCUGUCCACGUGCAAGUGCUUGUAAGGGCCAGUCAUUAAUUGUGGAGAACUUGGAAUUCCCUGAUCCUUUCCUUGUCCCUUGUCAUACUAUGUAAUUCAAUCCUAAAUAAAGCUGUAGAUGGCACAGAGCAAGGCAGGGUGGGGGAGCAGCCAUGGUCUGGCAGAGGAUGUCAGUCCUCAGGCAGGGGGAGAAGACUGUGCAGGGGGUCAUCUCGGCAGUGGUGAGGAGCCCACGCAGAGUGAGAGAGCACAGCUGUGGGGAUGGGACAGGGUUCUUACAUGGAGAACUAGAGCCUGUGCCUGGUGCAGAAGGUCCACAAUAGGGACAGCCUGGUGUGGGAUGCCAGAGCCUGAGAGGCAAAGGGGGCAUCUAUGUGGGGGGUGGCCGGGUGCAGGGAGAGGGAGCUCAGCACGGUGAGGAGGGCAUCCACACAGGAGGUCGCCUUGUAUGAGGAACCAGAGUCUCCAGUGGACAAGGGCAGGGUCCUCCUGGAGGGGCAGCCUGGUUGAGAUGUCAGCAUCUGGGAAAGGUGAGGACAUCACUCAUGCAUAGUGUUGACCCAGGGUGGGUUGGGACUCAGAGCCUAAGAAGGAUAAGGAAGAUAUUCAGGUGAGGGAGUAGCCCAAUGUGGGAACUCAGUUCCUAAAUAGGGUAGGGUGGGUAUCCUUGCUGGGGGUGGAGGACCUGACAUGGGGUGUCAGAGCCCAAGUAGGAUACAGAAGGUGCCUAUGCAGAGUGUAGACCUGGUGUGUGUUUCAGACAUGGAGCAAGAUGAAGCAUCUGUUCACAUGGUGGGAUAGCCUAGGGUGGGAGUCAGAGCCCUACAAGGUGAGGAGGGGUUCUACCUGUGCAGGGAACCUUGUGUGGGGUGUUAGAACCUAAGGGGGUCUAAAGCAGUGGCCAGGGGACCACUUGUGUGACAUUGAAAGAAAGUACUACCAUGAGAAUGUUACCACCUCUCACCCCCUACCAUAAGAAUGUGACCACCUCUCACCCCCUACCAUGAGAAUGUGACCUUUUGUAACUGUUCCAGGAGAUAGCCCCGAGCUGAAGCAGAUAAAAGGGCUAAGCAAAUGUUUAACUGUUAAGCAAAUGUUUAACUGUUAAUCUUGUCUUAAGACAGUUGAGUAAUGAACCAGAAUUCUUCUUAUCUAGAAAGCCCCUGCUAUGUCUGCUCCCCCUUCCUACUUUAUGGUUAAAGCCCCUGCUAUGUCUGCUACCCCUGCCUACUUUGUGGUUUUUGCCUUUAUAAGCUUGUAAAAUCUGCUGUUCGGGGCUUAACUCCUCUGCUCCUGAGAGAGUCACGAGCUAAGCCCCAGCAUGCUGGAAUAA